Caenorhabditis elegans is the source of this 1026-nucleotide messenger RNA. RefSeq names its product Serpentine Receptor, class H (gene srh-141). The transcript has 3 exons. The coding region runs from base 1 to 1026 and encodes 341 amino acids. NCBI's taxonomy places the organism in Eukaryota, Metazoa, Nematoda, Chromadorea, Rhabditida, Rhabditidae. The record is from RefSeq and is marked reviewed.
AUGAGCUGCACGUACCGAAGAAGUUUUUUAGAAUCCGACCUAUUUUAUACAAUUUCUCUCCAUUCACUGUCAGCAAUUCAUAUUCCACUUCACAUUUUCGGUGCAUAUAUUAUUUUGAAAAAGACUCCAAAGGAAAUGGCAAGGGUUAAGAUUUCAAUGUUAGUCAUGCAUUUGACAUUUGCGUGGCUGGAUAUCUAUAAUUCAGUUUUGAGUAUUCCAAUAUUUAUUGUUCCAAUAUUCUCUGGAUAUCCACUAGGACUCUUGUACUAUUCGAGAGUUCCCACUUGGUUUAUCACUUAUCUCGGUUUCACCUCGGUUUUUCUCACAAUUCCUGCCAUGAUAAUGUUUUUUGAAAACCGCUACAACUAUCUGGUUCGAACCGAUUACAUGACAAAAAGCCGGAAGAUCAAACGAGCAGUCUAUUACUCAAUUCUCUACAUAGCAUCGAUUUCAACUUUUAUAACUCCAUUGAUGAAAGUUCCAAAUGUCACCAAAACCCGUGCCAUUGCCCGUCUAAAAUAUCCAUGUCUUCCUCGGGAAAUAGUAAAUAACCCGAGAUUAUUUGUGUUAGCCUGUGCCAACACUGUCAUCAUAUGUUUUUUCACCUUCCUAUUCAUCGGAUGGAUCCAAGUCGUGGGCUUCUUCUUGGCUACCGCCAUUAAUAUUCACAAGGGAAAAACUCUAUCAAAGAAGGCUUCACAAAUGCAGAAGCAGUUUUUCAUAGCACUAUGUAUCCAAUUUUCAGUGCCCCUAAUUGUUGUAUUAAUCCCUGAAUCAUAUUUGAUAUACUCUGCUGUGACUAAAAAUUUGGAUAUUGCAUUGACGAAUAUCUCUAUGAUCUGCUUCUCAACUCACGGGCUAUUUUCGACAAUUGUGAUGCUUGUGGUGCAUAAGCCUUAUCGUCAAGCUACUUUGCAAAUCCUGAAAAUUAAGAGAAUUGAGAAAAUUGGCACUGCUAAUAAAGUUUUUUUAGUUUUCCAAGAGAAGAAGCAAGUUUCCAAAUCAAUGAAGAAGUCUUCAUUUUAA